AGCUACAAUAUAUACACAUACUGGGCGACUGAUUGCAUUGUUAAUUUUUAACGACGAUAUCAACUCGUUUGAUUUAAGAGUCACUUUUCCAGAUGGAUUUCUUGAAGGAGCUCCCCGUCUUUGACAAAAACAACUUCGCCAAGUUUCAGGCAGACUCUAAUCCUCAAUUUGCUGUCUAUAUUCCAACCCAGGAUUAUCCAUCAAAGCAAAUCAUUAUCCAAGACAGUAUUUACGCCCGCUCACAAUUUUGUGAAAUUUGCAAGAUGUUAACAUUGCAGCACUCGUUGAACAGCGGGAGGAUAAUUAACUGCAGGGACGCGCGGAAGGCAUUACCACGACAGAGAGAGGAAUGA
This is a messenger RNA of Hippocampus zosterae (dwarf seahorse), 353 nucleotides long. Its product is annotated as DET1- and DDB1-associated protein 1-like. The coding region runs from base 93 to 353 and encodes 86 amino acids. The transcript has 4 exons. The record is from RefSeq and is a predicted model, not a curated record. NCBI's taxonomy places the organism in Eukaryota, Metazoa, Chordata, Actinopteri, Syngnathiformes, Syngnathidae.